Molecule: messenger RNA, 1936 nt
Organism: Pseudocercospora fijiensis CIRAD86
Lineage: Eukaryota; Fungi; Ascomycota; Dothideomycetes; Mycosphaerellales; Mycosphaerellaceae
Exons: 6
Coding region: 1-1848 (615 amino acids)
Molecular function (GO): flavin adenine dinucleotide binding; N,N-dimethylaniline monooxygenase activity; NADP binding
Source: RefSeq, a predicted model, not a curated record
AUGGCGCCAGAUCUCAAUGCCAUUGCCGCAGGUGAGAAAUUCGACUAUUCCCAACCAGGGUCGUCCGGCUACUCCAUCAAUCAGAACUAUACGUACAAUGAUCCGAACAACAGAAAGAUCAAGAUCCUCACAAUCGGAGCCGGCGUCAGCGGCAUUUUGAUGGCAUACCGCAUCCAGAAGGACGCACAGAAUGUCGAGCACGUCGUCUACGAGAAAAAUCAAGAUAUUGGAGGCACAUGGCUAGAGAACAGAUACCCAGGAUGUGCGUGCGACAUUCCAAGUCAUGCCUAUUCCUACCAGUUCGCGCUCAACCCCGACUGGCCUCGAUUCUUUUCCUAUGCUCCUGACAUCUGGAAGUAUCUUGACAAAGUCUGCAACACUUUCGAUCUGCGGAAGUACAUGACAUUCAACACAGAAGUCAUCGGAGCCUACUGGAAUGAAGAGGAUGGAGAAUGGACCGUCAAGCUCCGGCAGACUGCACCAGGACAGCAGCCAAGAGAAUUUGAAGAGACAUGCCACCUCUUGCUGCACGGCACUGGCAUUCUGAACAAUUUCAAGUGGCCCGACAUUCCAGGCUUGAAGGACAAGUUCAAAGGCAAAGUCAUGCAUACCGCUCGCUGGCCGCACGACUAUCAAGCCGAGCAGUGGAAGGACGAUCGCGUGGCAGUAAUCGGUUCUGGAGCGUCGUCUAUUCAGACCGUCCCGACCAUGCAGCCCCACGCGAAGCAUCUUGACGUCUUCGUUCGCACGGGAGUCUGGUUCGUUCAGAUCGCUAACAACUUCGGACAGAACAAGGAGUAUGACCAGGCCGAGAGGGACGAGUUCAGAAACAACCCCAAAGCACUCGUAGCGCAUGCCAAGGAUAUCGAAGAUCAGGUCAACGGUCUUUGGGGCACCUUCUACUCUGGCAGUGAGACGCAGAAGAUGGCCACGGAAAUGUUCCGACAAAGAAUGAGCGAAUUCAUCAAGGAUAAGAGGCUUCUGGAAGGCUUUACUCCCAACUUCGGACUUGGUUGUAGGCGUGUCACGCCCGGCGAUCCUUACAUGCUUGCGAUUCAAGAGCCGAAUGUCGACGUGCAUUUCACCGCUGUUAAGGAAUGUACUGAAGACGGUGUCAUUGGUGAAGACGGACAGGAGAGGAAAGUCGAUACAAUCGUCUGCGCCACAGGCUUCGACGUCUCAUAUCGUCCAAGAUUCCCAAUCGUGGGUAAAGGAGGAAUAGACCUGAAGGACAAAUGGUCCAAAUGCCCCGAAUCCUACCUAGGCCUCGCCAUCCCGGAUUUCCCCAACUUCCUCACCUUCAUCGGCCCAACCUGGCCGGUGGAAAACGGCUCCGUGAUCGGCCCCCUCCACACCGUCUCCUCCUACGCCCUCCAAAUCAUCAAAAAAAUGCAAAACGAAAACAUAAAAUCCUGGAGCCCGAAACAAGACAUCACCGAUCACUUCAACGCCCACGUGCAAGAAUGGAUCAAACACACCGUGUGGAAAGACGAUUGCCGAAGUUGGUACAAAAACAACGAAACCGGUCGCGUGAAUGCCGUGUGGCCGGGGAGUUCGAUGCAUUAUCAGCAGGUGAUUGAGCAUGUGAGGUGGGAGGAUAUGGAGAUUGGGAGGUGGGGAGGGCCAGGGAAGAAUUUUUGGGAGUUUUUGGGCAUGGGGUGGACGGUGGAGAAUCGGAGGGGGGUGAGGAGUGAACAGAAUCCUGGGGGCGCGGAUUGUAGUCCGUAUUUGUGUUUGGAGCAUUUGGAUCCGAAGUGGGUUUUGGCGAGUGGGGGGAGUGAGGAGGUUUUGAGGCAGCAGAUUGAGGAGGAGAGGAGGAGGGGGAAGGGGAGUCGGCUUGUGGAAUGAAAGCGGGGAUGUGGUGUGGUUGUACUGGUAUCAAUGUUGGCCCUGAUCAAUUCGGAUGAGCUGAUGAUGGCAUGCUAGUCUCUAAAUC